This is a messenger RNA of Syngnathus acus (greater pipefish), 1539 nucleotides long. It is a transcript of the gene isl2a, whose product is annotated as ISL LIM homeobox 2a. Gene Ontology annotation, molecular function: DNA-binding transcription factor activity, RNA polymerase II-specific; cis-regulatory region sequence-specific DNA binding. The coding region runs from base 19 to 1242 and encodes 407 amino acids. Gene Ontology annotation, biological process: positive regulation of transcription by RNA polymerase II; axonogenesis; neuron fate specification. The record is from RefSeq and is a predicted model, not a curated record. NCBI's taxonomy places the organism in Eukaryota, Metazoa, Chordata, Actinopteri, Syngnathiformes, Syngnathidae. Gene Ontology annotation, cellular component: nucleus. The transcript is spliced from 6 exons.
UUCCACGAGGGUAUUUGGAUGGUGGCACCCUUCUGUUUGGACGCACAGAAGUCCCAGGUCUGCAGACGUCACGGGUUGGGGGAGCUUUGUUUUGCGCCCUCCUCUCAGGCGGCCAACACAAGUUGCAUGAUCCAGCCAAGGGACGGGACGCUCUCUUCCUCCCGCAUGGUGGAUAUCCUGCUCAAUGCCUCUUUCUUGGAUGAUAUGGGGGAUCUUUCCAAAAAGAAAUCAGGAUUCGCGAUGUGCGUGGGCUGCGGGAGUCAGAUACACGACCAGUACAUCAUGAGGGUGUCCCCGGACCUGGAGUGGCAUGCAGCCUGCCUCAAGUGCGCGGAGUGCAGCCAGUACCUGGACGAGAGCUGCACUUGCUUUGUCCGAGACGGAAAGACUUAUUGUAAAAGAGAUUAUGUCAGGUUAUUUGGCAUAAAAUGUGCAAAAUGCAAGACGGGCUUCUGCAGCAGUGACCUGGUGAUGAGAGCCCGGGAGAGUGUGUAUCACAUGGAGUGUUUCCGGUGCUCCGUCUGUAGUCGACACCUCCUGCCCGGGGACGAGUUCUCGGUGCGGGACGACGAGCUGCUUUGCCGGGCUGACCAUGCCUUGUUGAUGGAUAGAACUGCUGAUAGCACGCUAAGCCCCGGGAACAUUCACUCUCGACCCCUGCACAUUUCUGACCCGGUCUCCGUUCGUCACCCACCUCAUCAUCGGAACCACAUCCAAAAGCAGUCCGAGAAGACCACACGGGUCCGGACGGUGCUGAACGAGAAGCAGCUGCAUACGUUGCGGACUUGCUAUAACGCCAACCCGCGGCCCGACGCGCUGAUGAAGGAGCAGUUGGUGGAGAUGACCGGUUUGAGCCCCAGGGUGAUCCGAGUCUGGUUCCAGAACAAACGCUGCAAAGACAAGAAAAGGUCCAUUCUGAUGAAGCAGCUGCAGCAGCAGCAACACUGCGACAAAACGAACCUGCAGGGCCUGACAGGAACGCCCCUGGUGGCAGGCAGUCCCAUCCGCCACGACAGCACUGUGCAGGGCAACUCCGUGGAGGUGCAAACCUACCAACCACCUUGGAAGAGCCUCAGUGACUUCGCCUUGCAGAGCGACCUGGAUCAGCCCGUCUUCCAACAACUGAUGUCUUUUUCUGAGUCCGGUUCGUUGGGGAACUCUUCCGCCAGCGAUGUCACCUCGCUGUCAUCUCAGCUUCCGGACACGCCGAACAGCAUGGUACCGAGUCCAGUGGACACGUGAGGAGCUCGUAAAUACACGAGAGGAGUUCAGAACAAAACAAUCACAAGAUGCUGCUGUUGGAUUUACUCGAGGAGGAUACUGGACAAUUUAUUUUUUCAUUUUUGCUCAAGGGCAUUAAGGAAGCGGACUCGCCUUGUGGGAUUCGAACGUGGUGACAAAUGUGUCUCUGCGGAAGCCAGAAUACAAUAUGUGGAUGUGCAUGGCAUCGUUUUAUUAUCGACGCGGACAAAUAAGUUAUUAUUAUUUAUUAUUAUAACGACAUAGCCAAAAUGACUAAUAAAACGAUGGUUUCAUUCA